This is a messenger RNA of Anopheles merus, 1986 nucleotides long. RefSeq names its product acyl-CoA Delta12-desaturase. The transcript has 5 exons. Gene Ontology annotation, molecular function: iron ion binding; stearoyl-CoA 9-desaturase activity. Gene Ontology annotation, biological process: unsaturated fatty acid biosynthetic process. The record is from RefSeq and is a predicted model, not a curated record. Bases 635 to 1780 code for a protein of 381 amino acids. Gene Ontology annotation, cellular component: endoplasmic reticulum membrane. Lineage: Eukaryota; Metazoa; Arthropoda; Insecta; Diptera; Culicidae.
UAAAAAAACGGCCACCCCCAGAAAGCGUCUGUCUCGCGCAUACAAUGUUUGUGGUGCACUAACAAUUCCGGCUGUUUGUUUUUUAACGCGCGCGCUCUCUUGCUCCCCUCGCAUCAUACCUGCGUAAUCGCUGUUCAAACAGAGCAUUCCGAUACCGCCCAUGUUGCGUCGGGUGCUCCGUGCGGUGUGUGUGUGUGUGUGUGCGUGCGAGACAGUCCACGCUAGUGUAGUAUGGCCGGGUGAGAAGGCACUUCCCUUCGUUCUUCCGCCCGAAAGAACUUCAAGGCGUGGAGACCGGCACCGGGGCUAGAUCGAAGCAGGCUAGUCGAUGCCGUCAUCUGCUAGCGGUCGGAAGGUUUCUAAUGGUGAUCCGCUGCGAAGUGGCAGUGAAGUGAGCAACUGUAUAUAUGUGUGUGUGUGUGUGUGUGUGUGUGUGUGGAGGCUGCUAAUUGCCUUCGCGAGAAGUAGGCAGUGGGUUUCACCUAUUUUUUUAAGCGGCAAAACACCUCAAAUGGACAUAAUAGAUUCGAGUUGGUGCGUUUUAGGUAAUGCUUCGGUACGCCAUUAGCUGCGAGCAGUGACCAUUUACAGGACCGUAAUAGUAGCACUCGGAAGUACCGGCGGGGGAAGAAAAAUGGCACCCAACGUGUCGGACAGCGACCGGGCCGCGGGAACAGUUUGGCAAAGGGCAAAGGGACGACCGCAGGACACAAUCAACGACCAAAACAACAACGAUGCCUGUCAAAGCGGCAGUAGCAGUAAUCACUGUGAUCAGGGUGCGAGCGUACCACCAUCACCGUUCCGGGCCCGCAUUCGGUGGCCCGACCUGUUCGCCCAGCUGUUCGUGCACGGUGGCUUUCUGAUUGGGCUCUACUAUUUGGUCACAUUCCAGGCCAAGUUCUACACCUACCUAUGGACCCUAGGUUUGGUGUGGGCCACCGGCAUCGGCAUUACAGCCGGUGCCCAUCGGCUUUGGUCGCACAAAUCGUACAAAGCGCGCUGGCCGCUACGACUACUAUUGAUGUUUUUAUUCACGAUUUGCGGACAGCGCGAUGCGUACACGUGGGCCCACGACCAUCGCGUGCACCACAAGUACUCGGAGACGGAUGCCGAUCCGCACAACGCCAAGCGGGGCUUCUUCUUCGCCCACGUCGGCUGGGUGUUUCUAACGCCCCACCCGGAGGUGGUGGCGAAGCGGCAAGCCAUCGACAUGAGCGAUCUCGAGGCGGACCCGAUCGUGAUGCUGCAGCGGCGCUACUACCUGCCCCUGUUUGCGCUGCUCGUCAUCGGCCUGCCGGUGCUGGUGCCCUGGUACUGGUGGGGCGAGCAGCUCGCCGUCGCGUUCUGGGUGUGCUUCACGUUCCGCUUCACCACCACGCUCAACAUCGCGUUCUUCGUCAACAGUGUGGCGCACAUGUUCGGCAACAAACCGUACGACCGAAGCAUCAGCCCGGUGGAAAACCUGGCCGUGGCGAUCGCGGCGAUGGGCGAGGGCUGGCACAACUAUCACCACGUGUUCCCGUGGGACUACAAAACCAGCGAGCUCGGCAGCUACCUGUUCAACGUGACGACCGGCUUCAUUGACUGCUUUGCCCGGCUCGGCUGGGCCUACGAUCGCAAAUCCGUGCCGCCGGAAGUGGUGGCCCGCCGGGCGGCCAAGUGUGGCGAUGGGACGCGCUUUCUUAGCGACGAGUACGCCCAUCAGGAUGCGGUGUGGGGCUACGGCGAUCAGGACAUACCAAAGGAAGAUGUGGACGCUAUCGUAAGGACACAGUGCUGAUCGGCAUGGGCAGAUCCUGCAAACGCAAAAGGAUUCUCCCACCAUGGUGGCAUGUAGCCGCCAUCGAUCAAAAACGGGAGGGGGGAGGUUCUUGCAGCAUGUUUACUUUGCAAACAGCUACGAGCUAGAAUCAGUGCUUAAACGCCGCUUGUGCACAGCAGUUAGCAUUUAGCUUAGUGAAUUAAAUUAAAUUCUCUUUCAAUAUA